UGACGUCCGGCGGCGGAGUCUGUGGCGUAUCCGACGGUCUGUUUCUCGUACGGUAGCUGGCGGUGUCCUGCCUGCGCGCCUGCUCUGUGGCCAUUUUAGGCUUGGCUUUCAGCGGCGCGCGCCUGUCAGCUCGGCCCUUCCGGCUGCGCGUUGCGAAAGGGCUUUAUCCUUCCGUCUCUGCCGCCUCGCGAGGGCUCGUAUCUAUGGUGGAGAGGCCUGGCGCGGACUAGGACGCCGCCUCUACGGCAGGAUGGAUGCUGCCUCUGCCGCCGCCGCCGCCGCCGCCCCCGCCUGUCGUUCGGGACUGUGGCCCGUCGCCGGCUGCCGAAGCCGUUUCCCUGUGAGGCGCGUCUGCCGGCCCGGGGGUCGGCCCGGGGCCGCGACUCCGCAGCUGGGCAAGGCUGCGACCGCCUAGGCCCCCCAGGCCCGCCGCCGUCCGCCGAGCCCCGCGCGCUUCCCUGAGAGACUGCCCGGAAGAGGGGAGAUGGAGCCGGGAGCAGACGCCUCGCGGAAGGGACCUGCCGCCUGGGCGGCCUCCGGGUCCUGGCUGCUCUUUUUCCGUCGGCGGUCGCCUCUGGCCCCCUCCAAGGUCCGCACAGCCCCGGCCCCCGAGCCCGCCGCCCCCGAGCCCGAGGCUCGGCCCGGCUUCUGGGUGAGGCUGCUCUGCCAGCUCUUCGCGCCGCUCCCCACCCUGCUGCAGAAGCUGCUGCUUUGGAGCCAGCUUUUCGGGGGGCUGGUCCCCACCCGGUGGCUCGGCCUUGCUGGAGGCUACAGCGCCUUGAGGUCGCGGAAGGAGCCGGCUGUCCCUGCGGCGCAGAAGUCGUUGAGUUCGCCGCGACUCGACCCCUUGGACGACAGGGCGGCCAGUCCCCUGCGGUGGCUCGAGGAGGGGCUCCACUGGCAGUGCGCCUCCGCGGAGCUGGACCUGAAAGUUCGCGCCAAGGCAGGGGCUCCGGACCCCGCCGCGCACGCUUUUCUCUUGGAGCAGCCGCUGUGGGGAGUGGAGCUGUUGCCCGGUGGCCUUCAGGCCCGUCUGUUCUCUGACCGGGAACUUGGCGCUCGGCCCGCGGGGCCUCUGAACAUUGAGCACUUCAGCAACUUGAGCGUCGUCUCCUAUUUGCUGAGCCCUUCCUAUCUGGACUGCCUGCCCCUGUUCGAGCUCAGUUAUCAGAACGGCGUUGCAAGUGGGUUGGCUGAUCUCCAGACAGCCCCAGCGAGCAGCUGCCUGGCCGAGGACCUUUCUCAGCCGCAGCCCCUGAGAGCAGAGGUCGCCCGACCCUCAUGGCAGGGGUGCCCGCCGCUCUCUAGCGAAGGCCUGCCCGAGAUCCACCACCUGCGCAUGAAAAGGCUGGAGUUCCUGCAGCAGGCGAGCCAGGGGCACUCGUUACCCACUCCCGACCAAGACCAUGGCUACCACAGCCUGGAGGAGGAACACGGCCUUCUCCUCCGGGACUUGAAACACGGCGGGGAGAGUGCGACCCAGCUGCUUCCCUCUUCGGAAGCCCAUCCCGCGACCACCCAGGAACCCGCCAGAGAAGAACCGGAACCCUUGACUGAAGAGCUCCCGCUUGCUUUGGGAAGGCAGACUGCCCUGCAGUGCCGGCCCUCGUGUGAGCUGACUAUGACAGAUGAGUCUGCGGAGGACCAAGCGAGUGGAGCCGACUCCUCAGACCUCGAAGACGACCUCCCCGUGUCCACCAGGCCGGCCUGCAGAAACAGACUGAUAGAUUACAUUUUGGGAGGCGCAUCCAGUGACCUGGAGACCAGCUCUUCAGGAGGCGAAGACUGGGAUGAGGAUGAGGACGAUGGCUUCGAUAACGCCAGCUCACUGUCAGAGUCAGACCUUGAACAGGACUCCCAGGACCUUCACCUUUGGAACUCUUUCUACAGCGUAGAUCCUUACAACCCCCAGAACUUCACAGCAACAAUUCAGACCGCUGCCAGGGUCGUUGCUGGGCAGCUCUCGGACUCAGAGAGGGAUUUGUCUGACAGGUCUGAUCUAGAACAUUCUUUCCAGGCUGGAAGCCUUCCCCAGCCCCCUGGCCAGAGCUCUGGGGAGGAAGAUGACUGGGAGUUUAGUGCGGAUGAGGCAGAGAGUCUCCGCCUGUGGAACUCGUUCUGUAAUUCCGAUGACCCCUACAACCCUUUAAAUUUUAAGGCCCCCUUUCAGACAGCAGGGAGAAGUUGGAAAGGCGGUGGUGCCUCCGACAGGCCACCCGGGCCCACUGUGACCAUUUCUGAGUGUCAUACCUUGCUUUCCUGUAAGGCACAGCUCUUGGGGAGCCGCGAAGGUGAAUGUUCAGACUUGGUGCAAGGUGGGGUUCUCGCCACAGAAAGGCAUGUGCACACCAAGAGAAAAAAGGUAACCUUCCUUGAAGAAAUUACCGAGUAUUAUAUAAGUGAUGAUGAGGAUCGCAAAGGACCUUGGGAAGAAUUUGCCCGGGAUGCGUGUAGAUUCCAGAAACGAAUACAGGAAACGGAAGAUGCUAUUGGCUAUUGCUUGACUUUUGAACACAGAGAAAGAAUGUUUAAUAGACUCCAGGAGACAUGCUACCAAGGAUAUGUUUUUGAGCAACUUUAAGAGGAUUGGAAACCUGGCCCUAGCAUAUACCACCUCUUACUUGAGAGGUUUCUUUUAAAAACAAAAUUUGGCAGCUGUCCUUUGACUUUUUUUUUUUUUUUUAAGGAUAUGCACCUAGUUAAUUUUUUUCAUAGGACACC
Molecule: messenger RNA, 2721 nt
Organism: Erinaceus europaeus (western European hedgehog)
Lineage: Eukaryota; Metazoa; Chordata; Mammalia; Eulipotyphla; Erinaceidae
Gene: PPP1R15B
Product: protein phosphatase 1 regulatory subunit 15B
Exons: 2
Coding region: 485-2581 (698 amino acids)
Biological process (GO): response to endoplasmic reticulum stress
Cellular component (GO): endoplasmic reticulum; protein phosphatase type 1 complex
Molecular function (GO): protein phosphatase regulator activity
Source: RefSeq, a predicted model, not a curated record